AUGUCUGGAGUGGGUAACAUGUCAUUUGCAGCUGAGAUGUACGAUGUAGGCCACACAGAGGCACUGAGGUUACUAGAGGCCAACCGCCCUAUAAAAAUGGGGAUUAUUUUGGCUUUGGGUGUUAUGAUCACUUUGGGGAAUGUAGCUGUUGUGACUGUGAUAAGUUCAGCAGUACCAGGCUGGUCCCGCAACUCUCGUUAUUUUUUAUUGUCUUUAACCGGGGCUGAUUCUGCGUUUGGGCUCAUAGUCAUGCCUCUGAACCUGUGUGUGAGUCUGAUAAAGGACUACAGCGAAGGACCGGAUCCGUUCUGUCACAUUGUAGCUUUUUUCAACGCCACCGUUUACUCCACGUGUAUGUACACACUGGCCAGUAUCAGCCUGGAACGCUACGUGGCUGUGUUUUACCCCCUGCAGUAUACCAGCAUACUGACCCGCAGACGAGCCUUGUUCAUCAUCGCGUUCUCAUGGCUCUUUCCCCCCGUGUUGCUGGUACCCAUCUGCUGUCCUGAGGGAAUCAUAGAGGUCCAGUUCUCCACUGCCUCACUGGUGUGUAACCCGUCCUACUCCAGUAACAUGAGUUAUUCUCUCGCGCUGACCUGCUUCAUCUUCUUCCCCUGCUCGGCUCUCAUGACCUUCUGUAACCUCAGACUGUGGGUCGCUGCCAAAAGACAGAGGAUGAAGUUAAAGUACAGUGGUGGAUGGAACAGACCCAACGUGGCAUCUCGGGUUCUGGUGCCAGUCAUGACCGCUUAUUACACGUGCUGGACGCCCUGCAUGGUGGUCAUGAUUUACAAUGCAAUGUCUGGUAGUGUCGUCCCAGAAUGGUUAGAGUUUGUAGCUGUGUGGUUACCAACUUCCAAUGGCUUCCUCAACUGCAUCUUUUACUUUUGGAUCAAUCAGAGCUUUAGAAGAAAAUUUCACCUCAUUCUUCAGAAGAUGUGUUUAGGACUUUGCCCCAGUGCUGGAAGGACUCUAAGCCUUGGCAAGCAAGUCGAAAUUUCUGUGGUACCCACGUUUAAUAACAACACAGUUCAUGAGCGAUCUUCCAGUGUGUCGUCCACUUGCACUCUGCUCACCAUCGCUGCUGAGGCCUAUAUCUGA
Messenger RNA from Trichomycterus rosablanca, 1101 nucleotides. RefSeq lists its product as uncharacterized. Gene Ontology annotation, molecular function: G protein-coupled receptor activity. Gene Ontology annotation, biological process: G protein-coupled receptor signaling pathway. The coding region runs from base 1 to 1101 and encodes 366 amino acids. The record is from RefSeq and is a predicted model, not a curated record. Gene Ontology annotation, cellular component: membrane. Lineage: Eukaryota; Metazoa; Chordata; Actinopteri; Siluriformes; Trichomycteridae. The transcript has 2 exons.